AUGAAGCUCUUGGUUUUCUCUGCACUCGUAGUCGCAGUAUGCGCGGCACCUCAAGGCUACAAUUUGGCCUCGCCUUCGGGAGGUGGAUUCUCCCAUGGUGGAAUUCACUCAUCCGGAAGUGGCUUUUCUAGUGGUGGUGGAGUUUCCGGUGGAGGAUUCUCAAAUGGCGAUGGAGUCUUUAGUGGAGGAUUCUCAAACGGCGGUGGAGUCUCUGGUGGAGGAUUCUCAAGUGACGGUGGUAUCUCAACUGGAACAUUCACAAGUGGCAGUGGAGUAUCUGGUGGAGAUUUUUCAAGUGGAAGUGGUAGUGGAUUUAGUGGAGCUGGAGGUCCCGCUGGUGGGUGCCGUGAUGGAGAGAUCCUGCAUGUAGAUGGAUCUUGCGUUGUUCCUGUAAUCACGAGAAACGUUUUCCUGUAUGAUGCUCCUGAACAACCUCAGCAGCCAAGCGGUCCACCACCAAGUGUCCCACCACCAAAAGUGGACCAUAACAUUCUGUUCGUGCGUCUUCCUGAAGGAGGAGUAGGACCUGAACCCAUCAUUGUUCCUCCACCAAGGCAAGAGAACAUCGUGUACGUCCUGAACAAGAACGAUGGAGCAGGAGGCCAGCGAGUAAUCGAGGUUACUGCUCCUCCAGCUACCAACCCUGAGGUUUACUUUGUUAAUUACGAAGAGGGAGAGAACCCAACUCUUCCUAUUGGCGUGGAUCUCGAGACUGCUCUUAAUGCUGCCGCUAGUGCUGGUGGCCAAGUGAUCGGAGGCACCGGAGGAUCAGAUAGCUUUGGAGGGGAUGGAGGAUUCGACGGCAGUGGAGCAGGUGGUUUCGGUGGAGAUGGAGGAUUUGGCGGUAGUGGAGCAGGUGGCCUUGAAGAUCGAGGAUUCAGCGGUGCAGGUGGAGUAGGUGGAGGAUUCAGCGGUGCAGGUGGAGUAAGUGGAGGAUUCAGUAGUGCAGGUCGAGUAAGUGAAGGCUUCAGUGGCUUAAGUGGAGGAACCGGAGACUUUGGCGGAAGUAGAGCAGGAAGUAGUGGAGGAUUUGGAGGGAGCGGAAGCAGCGGUGGUUCUCCGUCAACCCUAUAUUCUGGCCCUUAA
Messenger RNA from Penaeus indicus, 1086 nucleotides. Its product is annotated as PE-PGRS family protein PE_PGRS4-like. NCBI's taxonomy places the organism in Eukaryota, Metazoa, Arthropoda, Malacostraca, Decapoda, Penaeidae. The record is from RefSeq and is a predicted model, not a curated record. The coding region runs from base 1 to 1086 and encodes 361 amino acids. The transcript is spliced from 2 exons.